Messenger RNA from Cuscuta europaea, 4460 nucleotides. Lineage: Eukaryota; Viridiplantae; Streptophyta; Magnoliopsida; Solanales; Convolvulaceae. The record is from the annotation of a GenBank genome assembly.
AUAACUUAGAGAAAAGUUAGAGCAAUAAGUAAGAGAGAGAGAGAGUCAGAUAUAUUAAUGAAAUCUGAUCCGGGGUCCUUUACAAGAGGAAUAAGGGCUGCUAUUUAUAGCUGAUAGAGUAUAUUCUAGAGAGAGGUGAGAGCUAGAGAGAGAAGUGCAAGUAAAUGCUUCAAUAAAUGAUUUUCCAACCCCUACAACUACCUCCAGAGGAAGUAUUUAUAGGAAAAAUAUGGGCUGGGCUCCCAAGCCUUGGGCUUGGGAGGCCCAUUUACAACUGGACCGCUAUUGGGCCGAAUACAAAGUGAAUGAUGUAGUAUACAAAAUGAGUAAGUGUAAAAUCCGGUUCUGGGAGUCCUUUGUGGCCGACGAGGGUCUGGCCGAUGAGUGCAUGGCCGACGAAGACUCGGCCGACGAGGUCACCCGGUUCUUCUGGCUUCCGGAUCAUGUUCUGGGUUGACUUCGUUCCAGCCGAUCAGGGUCACCUGGUCGAUGAGGGUCCCACUGGGUGGCAGCUGUGUCUUCUGUUCUCCUGAGUAUGUGGGUCCUGGGGCCUAGACCCAUAUACUCCAUCAGGAGUCCCCCACUCUCUAAGCUGAGAUGUAGACGAAGUGAAGGAGAGUAGAUUCCUAUUCUUUUUAUGCUUGGCCGUUGCGUGCCCCUUGUUGCGGACGGGAGAGAUCCUAGCCAUGCGGAUGGUACGUGUUCUUUGCUCUCUAGGACGAUGAAUAUCCUUUCUUGAUGGGGGUGGUGAAGGUCCGCAGUUGUGGGUGGCCGAUAUGUGUCUUUGGCAUGAGUGGCCGAUGAGGACAUUCUUUCCUUUUCACGAUCUUCGGUGGCUGAAUUUUGUUUUUGGGCCGAGGAGGCCACUGCGGUUGUGUCUUGCUUGAAGACGAUGAGCGUCCUUUACCUUGAGUGUCCGUUAAGGGCGCUGUUCACUCCUCCUGGCCGUUGUUGGUUAAAUUUCGUACUUUUGGCCGAGGAGGCCAUUGGGGCUACCUAUUUGUUGGAGGACGAUGAGCGUCCUUUGUCUUGAGUGGCCGUUGAGGGCGCUGUUCACUCCUCCUGGCCGCCGUUGAUCACUUACCGUGCCCUUAGCUGAGGCGGUGUGUGGUGGUUAGUUGCCCAAGGUCUUGGGGACGAUGAGCGUGUUGCGCUUUUGCCCUGGCCGGAGAUGGCACUUACAGGGGCCUUGAAGCCGUUGUGAUGCGUAGCCGAUAUGAUCACGUUUGUAGUUGUGUACUUGUGUAUUUUUGACUCUUUCCAUUUUUGCGUUUUGAGGCCAGUGUAGUCCCCCAGUCCCCCACUGCUUCAGGCCGAAGAGUGAGUGAGGGGUGAAGGAGUAGUGUGAGACCCAGGCCGGAGCGGGAUCCUCAUGUUGACCUUGAAUCCAACCUUUUGGCGAUUUCCUGACCAAGGUAACCCUGUGGGAGAACCCUUGGACGCAGGUCGCUUUCAAGGGGUUAUCAUCAACGGUUUUGUGCGAGGGCCGCUGGGCGUCGGGUUCCCUUCCCUUGUGGUGUUGUGGCCGUUGUAAGGCCUUUCUUUACAUAAUAUGUAUGGCCGCUUGAAUGGCCGAUACGGGUGCUACCUGGGUAGCCGUAGCCUGUGUUGGUCGUUGAAUGCCUUGGCCGGUGUGGGUGCUAUUUUCCCAUUCGUCGCUCCGUAGGGCCUGCUUUGCUGGUGGGCUGUUGCUCUGUGGACUGGGCCUGGCCCAUUUACGAAGUGGUGGCAUCCCAUUGGUGGCUGUUGGUGUGGCCAUUAGGAAGGUGCCACGUGUAGUGACCAUUGGGGGGGGGGCUCUAUAAAUACCCCUCCCAUUCCGAAGAAAGCCCUCAUUUGCGAUCUGAGCUACCGAAGUGCUGCCCAAAUUUCUUGAGAGAUAAAGUCCUUGCAAGUGUUCUUCGUGUUCUUCAAAGCUUCAAAGGUUAGUUCAUCGAAUUUUCCUCUGUACUUUGCCUACUUUGCUUCCUAGGCCCUUGAUCUAGUGUUAGGCAUUAAACACCUUUAGAUCUGAAGUAGGUUCCGUUAGGCCCGUAAUAGUGUUAUGAUGAAGAUCUUGAACGAAGAGUACUACCCCUACGAUGAUGAGCCUUCCGCCAAGUCCCUUGAUUACGAAGUGGUCGAAGAGUUCUGCGAAGAGCUUGAAAAUCUGAGUUCGUUCAAAUCGGGGGAGCAGGACGAUGAGGGUGAUGAGGACGAGGAGUCUGCCUCAUCAUCUGGAGGUGGGGACGUAGGAGUCUCCCGAACCGCGGACAGGGCGUCCACGUUUGCUGCCAUCCCAUGCCCUAAGCCGGUGUAUGCCGUCAAGGGUGUCGCGGUGCCGAAAAGGGUGAGGAGGCCGAAGAAGGGGCCGGCCUUUUCUUAUCUGGAUCUCUCCAACAUUUUCAUCAUCAGGCCACAUAGCAACACGGGUGAAUACCUGGUCGCGCAGAUGUACGUGGGGCCGUUUGGUAGGGUUAGGGCCCCCAGCCCGACGGACCAUGUUCUCAAUCCACCCCCGGGGUACUUUGGAGUGUACCCGAUAAGUUUCGCCAAAGGACUUCGGUUCCCGCUUCACCCGUUCAUCACCGAGUACCUAGACAUGGUAGGGCUCCCUCCGGCCUUGUUGACGCCGAACAGCUACUCGCUCAUCGUUGGGUUCCUCUUACGUUGCGCUGAGUUGGAUUUUCGGCCGACGACGGCGCUGUUUAUGAACCUCUAUCAGAUAGGCCGUGGAAGUCAUCAGAACUGCGCUUGCUAUGCCACUCUCCAACAACUGCCGAAGAAGAGAAGCUUCACUUACUUGUCGUCGUCCAUCCACGGUUGGAAGAGUAAGUUUGUUUUCAUGUCGUUGGGUGAAGGGGGCGUGGAAUUUCCCUUCGUUGGCCAUAGUGGGCGGUUCAAUCUUCACGACACGCCGAAGAGCUCCACCUUGGAUGCUCAGGUUGAAGCUUUCCUGAAGGGAGGGCCGAGGAGCGUGAAGACGUACAUCACGGAGUACAAGAUGGCCGCCCUCGGCUUCGUGAGGUAUUUUGUAUAUGGUGAUAAGGACGAUGAUGUAGAGUUGUGGCCGAAGAUGACCACGACUUACGAGGAGGCUGAUGGUCCUGAUCUGGGGGUGCCAGCUGAGGAUGAUGGUUUUGUCAUGGAUCGCAUGUCUUUCAUGAAGAGGGCGCAACUAAAGGCGUCCGAAGAGCUGAAAGCCCAGCAGCCCGCUACUGCACCUGCGACGAAGCCCCUUGUUCAGCCGAAGAAGAAACGGCCGACCGAUGAGGUUCAAAAGAAACUGACUGAGGCAGGCUUGAAGCCUACCAAGAAGCCGAAGAGGGCUUCUCCUGCUGGUGAUGCUGGGACGUUGGCUGUUCCUUCUGGGGAUGAAGGUGGCUCUAACGCCGAUGCGUUGGUGGAUCUGACUUCAGGCCCUCCAUCCACUGUUGUAUCCAACCUUCCUCCCGCCGCCGCAGCCACCCGGAAGAAAGGGUCCGGCCGAGAGUUGGUCAUAGGGACCUAUAAGUUCGAGGUUGAAUACCCCGUUAAGGGCGGUUUAUUCAACGAGAUUGUUGAUGGCCACGAGGUGAUCUCCCAGGCCAUCCCCGACGAGGACGGGGCUUAUCUGAAGAAGCUCGGUAAUGUCAACAUGUACGAUGGUGGGAUGGACCACAUCGUCCAAGUAAGUUUUCCUUUGUCUGCUUCGUCUUCUUCUUCUUUUCUUUAUUACGCGUCAGCGUCGUCUAACCAUUGUUUUCCCGCAGGGUGCCUUUAUGUUGAUGGAGAACAACAGAAGGCAACAAAGGGAGAUUGCUUGAUUGAAGCAAAUCGAGGAGAAGGUGGCUUCGGCCGAUGAGGCUCUGGACAGCUUGGAGAGGCUGCGGCUCGAGGUGGAGGGCCUGAGGCAAAAGGCGGAUGAGGCUGAUCUGCUGGCCACUGAGAAGGAUGGGCCCUUGCCGAUGUGGAGCAGGCUCGUGAUGAAGCCCUUCGUCGUGCCGAGGAGGCCGAGAAGGGUAAGGCCGAUGCAGAGUUGGCCCUGAGUGCUGCCGAAGAGAGGGCCGCCGAGGCCGCUGUGCAAAAAUUCCUCGAGGUCGGCUGGAAAGGCGAGGACCGACUUCCUUGGUGCUUCAACGUCGUGGCGGCGAAGCUCGUUGACUGGGUCAAUAAGUGCCCUGACGGCUAGGCGUACUGGGAGAAGGAGAUGAAGGUCUUCUACGACCUUGGCCAGUACAGGAUGCAGAGACUGCUCUAUCGGAUACUCCAACGUCGAUUUCUGGAUCUGGGUGUUGCCAAGGAGUGGGCCGUCGGUCUGGAGCUGCCUCCGAUGAUGAGGCAUCCUAAAGCUGAACUGGAGCUCCCUGUUGCGGAAAGGCAACUCCCCAUCGAGAGCUCCCAGGCCAGUGACGAUUGGACCUAUGAGCCAAACAUGUUUGAAGACACCGCUACAUCUGGUGCUGCUACCGAUGGGGCCACUGCUCAAGCCGAAGACAAGG